CACACGCAGCGGGGAGGGACGGGAGCCGGUCGGGGCCCUCGGCAGAAGCGGCGGACGGAGACGAUUCAACUUCGCGGCGUCUCUCACCUCCCCUCCCCCCAGCUCGCCGCGAGCCGUCGCGCUCCGCCGGACGGAGACUCGGGCCGACUUCCAUCUCAGUCAUAGCAAGUACCUACUACUGAGCGCUGGAAAAUCUACUUAAGAUAUUUCAAGACUUUCCUUUCCAACAGAAUAUGACAGAUACCUAGCAUCUAGCAAAACGAUGGCAGCAGCUUACCUUGAUCCAAACUUGAAUCAUACACCAAGUUCAAGUGCAAAGACACACCUCAGUACUGGGGUGGAGCGUUCCCCAGGGGCCAUGGAACGAGUCUUAAAGGUCUUCCAUUACUUUGAAAGUAGCAGUGAGCCAACAACGUGGGCCAGUAUUAUCCGGCACGGAGAUGCUACUGAUGUCCGGGGCAUAAUUCAGAAGAUAGUGGACAGUCACAAAGUAAAGAAUGUGGCCUGUUAUGGAUUACGGCUCAGUCACCUGCAAUCUGAGGAGGUCCACUGGCUACAUCUGGACAUGGGUGUAUCCAAUGUGAGGGAGAGGUUUGAAUUAGCCCACCCUCCAGAGGAAUGGAAAUAUGAAUUGCGAAUCCGAUAUUUACCAAAAGGAUUUCUGAAUCAGUUUACUGAGGACAAGCCAACACUAAAUUUUUUCUAUCAGCAGGUGAAAAAUGAUUAUAUGUCAGAAAUAGCAGAUCAAGUGGACCAGGAAAUUGCUUUGAAGCUAGGUUGCCUUGAAAUCCGGAGAUCCUACUGGGAGAUGAGGGGGAAUGCACUAGAAAAGAAGUCCAACUAUGAAGUUUUAGAGAAAGAUGUUGGCUUAAAGAGAUUUUUUCCGAAGAGUUUGCUGGAUUCUGUAAAGGCCAAAACACUAAGAAAACUGAUUCAACAAACAUUUCGACAGUUUGCCAUCCUCAACAGAGAAGAAAGUAUUCUGAAAUUCUUUGAGAUCCUGUCUCCAGUAUACAGAUUUGACAAAGAAUGCUUCAAAUGUGCUCUUGGUUCAAGCUGGAUUAUUUCAGUGGAGCUGGCAAUUGGCCCAGAAGAAGGAAUCAGUUACCUUACAGACAAGGGCUCUAAUCCUACCCACUUGGCAGAUUUCAAUCAGGUGCAGACUAUUCAGUAUUCAAACAGUGAAGACAAGGACAGAAAAGGGAUGUUACAGCUCAAAAUAGCAGGAGCACCUGAGCCUCUGACAGUGACAGCACCAUCCUUAACCAUUGCAGAGAAUAUGGCUGACCUGAUAGAUGGAUAUUGCAGACUGGUGAACGGAGCCACGCAGUCUUUUAUUAUCAGGCCUCAGAAAGAAGGUGAAAGAGCUUUACCAUCAAUACCAAAGCUGGCCAACAAUGAGAAGCAAGGAGUAAGGUCACAUACAGUCUCUGUAUCAGAUGAAAUUAGUGGGGACGAAACAGAUGACUAUGCAGAGAUUAUAGAUGAAGAAGAUACUUACACAAUGCCCUCAACCAGGGAUUAUGAGAUUCAGAGGGAGAGAAUUGAACUGGGACGCUGUAUCGGUGAAGGACAGUUUGGAGAUGUACAUCAAGGAGUUUACAUGAGUCCAGAAAAUCCAGCCAUGGCUGUUGCAAUCAAAACAUGUAAAAACUGCACUUCAGACAGUGUGAGAGAGAAAUUCUUACAAGAAGCCUUAACAAUGCGUCAGUUUGAUCACCCCCACAUUGUGAAGUUGAUUGGAGUUAUUACGGAAAACCCAGUCUGGAUAAUCAUGGAGCUCUGUACACUAGGGGAGCUGAGAUCAUUUUUGCAAGUAAGAAAAUACAGUUUGGAUCUGGCCUCUUUGAUACUCUAUGCUUACCAGCUUAGCACUGCACUUGCCUACUUAGAGAGCAAAAGAUUUGUACAUAGGGAUAUUGCUGCUAGAAAUGUGCUGGUAUCCUCCACUGAUUGCGUGAAAUUAGGUGACUUUGGUUUGUCCCGAUAUAUGGAAGACAGUACUUACUAUAAAGCUUCCAAAGGAAAAUUACCUAUCAAAUGGAUGGCUCCAGAGUCAAUCAACUUCCGACGUUUUACCUCAGCUAGUGAUGUGUGGAUGUUUGGUGUGUGUAUGUGGGAAAUUUUAAUGCAUGGAGUAAAGCCCUUCCAAGGAGUGAAGAACAAUGAUGUGAUUGGUCGAAUUGAGAAUGGUGAACGGUUACCAAUGCCUCCAAACUGCCCUCCUACUCUCUACAGCCUUAUGACCAAGUGCUGGGCAUAUGACCCCAGCAGACGUCCCAGGUUUACUGAACUUAAAGCACAGCUCAGUACAAUACUGGAGGAAGAGAAGCUGCAGCAAGAAGAACGAAUGAGAAUGGAAUCAAGGCGACAAGUCACAGUGUCCUGGGAUUCGGGAGGAUCAGAUGAAGCCCCUCCCAAGCCCAGCAGACCUGGUUAUCCCAGUCCAAGAUCCAGUGAAGGGUUUUAUCCUAGUCCACAGCAUAUGGUACCACCCAAUCAUUACCAGGUCUCUGGCUAUCCUGGUUCUCAUGGGAUACCAGCCAUGGCAGGCAGCAUUUAUCCUGGCCAGGCAUCUCUUUUAGAUCAAGCAGAUUCCUGGAACCAUCGGCCUCAGGAAAUAUCAAUGUGGCCCCCCACCAUGGAGGAUUCUGGCACUUUGGACAUGCGAGGAAUGGGACAGGUCCUACCAACACAUCUAAUGGAGGAGAGAUUGAUACGACAGCAACAAGAAAUGGAGGAAGAUCAGCGCUGGCUUGAAAAAGAGGAGAGAUUCCUGAAACCUGAUGUGCGGCUCUCCAGAGGCAGCAUAGACCGAGAGGACGGGAGCCUCCAGGGCCCGGCUGGUAACCAGCACAUAUAUCAGCCUGUGGGUAAACCAGAUCAUGCAGCUCCGCCAAAGAAACCACCUCGUCCUGGAGCCCCCAGCCAUUUGGGUAGCCUUGCCAGUCUCAACAGCCCUGUGGACAGCUACAAUGAAGGAGUGAAGCCAUGGAGGCUUCAGCCACAGGAAAUCAGCCCUCCCCCCACUGCCAAUUUGGAUCGUUCCAAUGACAAGGUUUAUGAGAAUGUAACUGGACUGGUGAAAGCUGUAAUAGAAAUGUCCAGUAAAAUCCAGCCUGCCCCUCCAGAGGAGUAUGUGCCCAUGGUGAAGGAAGUUGGUUUGGCACUACGAACUUUACUGGCAACAGUAGAUGAGACCAUUCCAGUGCUCCCUGCAAGCACUCAUCGAGAGAUUGAGAUGGCACAGAAGCUAUUGAACUCUGACUUGGCUGAACUGAUUAACAAGAUGAAAUUGGCCCAGCAAUACGUCAUGACUAGCCUGCAGCAGGAAUACAAAAAGCAAAUGCUCACAGCUGCUCAUGCUCUGGCUGUGGAUGCCAAAAACUUGCUGGAUGUUAUUGAUCAAGCCAAAUUGAAAAUGAUUGGUCAGUCCAGACCCCAUUAAACACCGAGGAAGAAUUUUUUUGUCAUUCUUUUUAAGAAUAUUGCUCAUGUAAGGAUGUUCUCUAGCCUUCCACCAGUGGUGAGGAUUAACCCUGCAUAGUCCAGGAUUUCCAGUGACUCCUGCUUCAUCAGACCUGAUUGACAGCUGUUGGUUUUCUCUCUCUCUCAUUAUAAAAGUUUAACCAUGUUUUUACCAGAUGGUCUGGGAUUCAAAAUGUGGCAUUAUCACAGAAUGAAGUUUGUACAGAAGCCCUUGGGAAUCGUGACUGGGGAAAACAAUGACAUUUUACAUCGUCACAUAGGAUGUGCAUUACCUAAAAUUGCCAAGAGGUUACAAUCUCAGAGCCAGGACUGUCCGAGCUACAGAUUGGAGAAAAAUAUUGUGAAGUGAAGAAUUCUGGGAAACCUCAGGGCUGAGAAUUCUUGCCCACAGUAUGCGAGCUAUCCAGACUGGAAUUUUUUAUUAGAACACUUACGUCGCAAUAUGCUAAUCACAAUUUACAGAGAAAGAAAAUUUUAAAAGCUAUAUUUUCAAGACUUCAGUCAUUUCAAAAGAAACUAAAGCCCUCUUCAUCUUUCUGCUUUUUACUUUUAUGUGGAUAUGUGAAACGUUUGUUUGGAAACUAGCUGUAGAACACAACUGAAAACUCUUGUAUGUCUUUUCACCAGAAUAACUUGCCAGUUUUUUGUAGCAAUGUUAUUUUCCUUGGAAGCAAAAAGCUGCUUUGUACCAGAGCAACUCAGAGCCGCAUUUAGAAGAGAAGUUCUGUAACCAUAUGUGUUCCCCGUUUUUAUAUAAUUUAUACAGAAAGAUUAAAGCCAUGUUGAAUAUUUUAAACCCACUGUAGUUAACUAACCCAUCUUUGAGUCUAUCUUGCCUGGGAGGAGUUACAGCAGAGCAGUGUGAAUGUUUUCUUUCAUUUUUUUCCAGUUAUACCAUCUGUUCUGUUAAAUAAAAACCACCAUGCUCCCUUUGGUUUGAUGGGGGAUAUAAAUUAUUCUCAGGAAGAAUAUAAUGAACUGUACAGUUACUUUGACCUAUUAAAAAGGUGUUACCAGUGAA
Messenger RNA from Mauremys mutica (yellowpond turtle), 4510 nucleotides. It is a transcript of the gene PTK2, whose product is annotated as protein tyrosine kinase 2. Gene Ontology annotation, cellular component: focal adhesion; cytoskeleton. The record is from RefSeq and is a predicted model, not a curated record. Lineage: Eukaryota; Metazoa; Chordata; Testudines; Geoemydidae. Gene Ontology annotation, molecular function: ATP binding; protein tyrosine kinase activity. Gene Ontology annotation, biological process: signal complex assembly; protein phosphorylation. Bases 263 to 3448 code for a protein of 1061 amino acids. The transcript is spliced from 35 exons.